Messenger RNA from Vollenhovia emeryi, 1695 nucleotides. Its product is annotated as dihydrolipoyllysine-residue succinyltransferase component of 2-oxoglutarate dehydrogenase complex, mitochondrial-like. NCBI's taxonomy places the organism in Eukaryota, Metazoa, Arthropoda, Insecta, Hymenoptera, Formicidae. Gene Ontology annotation, molecular function: dihydrolipoyllysine-residue succinyltransferase activity. The record is from RefSeq and is a predicted model, not a curated record. Bases 1 to 1431 code for a protein of 476 amino acids. Gene Ontology annotation, cellular component: oxoglutarate dehydrogenase complex. The transcript has 8 exons. Gene Ontology annotation, biological process: tricarboxylic acid cycle.
AUGCAAUCGUCCAGCUUGAUUUUCUGCCUGAAACAAUUUUAUGACGGCCUGUUGCAACCCAGAGAACAUGCAUGUCUAAAGGGCAUCUUUAAGGAUAUAAGACAGACUUAUGCCCGAUUUCUUCACAUCCAGUUAUGUUACGGGCGCACUGUAGCUGUCCACGCCGAACGUGUGCCCAGCGCCAAAGCCCCGUUAUGCAGAAGGUACAAGGCGAACCACUGUUGGAUAAGCCAAGCGAGACAUAUACGUUCGACCGCGGCGCUAUGGGAGAUCAGGGAGGUCGUGGUGCCGCCGUUCGCCGAGAGCGUGAGCGAGGGCGACGUGAGGUGGGAGAAGAAGCACGGCGACCAGGUGAAGGAGGACGACGUGCUCUGCGAGAUCGAGACAGACAAGACUUCGGUUCCCGUACCGUCGCCCGGGUCCGGCGUCGUAAAGGAGCUCUUCGUUAAGGACGGCGACACGGUGAAGCCGGGACAGAAGCUGUGCAGCAUCGACAUCGGCGCGACCGGCGGCGCCGCGCCCGCGGCGAAGGAGUCGCGGCCCGCCGCGGCUGCUCCGGCGCCGGCGAAACCUGCUGCCGCGGCACCGCCAACGCCUCCGCCCGCUCGACCGGCACCUUCGCAGGCGCCUGGCGCGUCAAUGCCGGUCGCGGCUAUCAAACACGCUCAGUCGCUGGAAGGCGCGAAGGUUCAGCUACCUCCUACCGAUUACGCACGCGAGAUAAUCGGCACCAGGACAGAACAGCGAGUGAAGAUGAAUAGGAUGCGACUGCGUAUCGCGGAACGUUUGAAGGAUUCGCAGAACACGAACGUUAUACUGACUACGAAUAAUGAAAUUGAUAUGAGUCGCAUUAUGGAAUUCCGAAAGACGCACCAGGACUCAUUCAGGAAAAAGUACGGUAUCAAACUUGGGUUCAUGAGCCCGUUCGUCGCGGCCAGUGUCUACGCUCUGAAAGACCAGCCCGUGGUGAACGCCGUGAUAGACGGCACCGACAUCGUAUACAGAGAUUACGUAGACAUUAGCGUGGCGGUCGCGACGCCGAAGGGGCUCGUCGUGCCGGUUCUUCGCAGCGUGGAGAACAAGAACUUGGCCGAGAUCGAGAUCGCGCUGGCCGCCAUGUUCGAGAAGGCCAGGAAAGGGAAGAUCACCGUCGAGGAUAUGGACGGCGGUAACUUCACGAUAAGCAACGGCGGCGUUUUCGGCUCGUUGCAGGGCACCCCCAUCAUCAAUCCGCCGCAGAGUGCGAUUCUCGGCAUGCACGCCGUCAUCGACAGACCGAUCGCCGUUAAGGGAGAGGUUGUUAUUCGGCCAAUGAUGUACGUGGCUCUUACGUACGAUCAUCGGCUGAUCGACGGACGCGAGGCUGUCAUGUUCCUGAGGAAGAUCAAAGACGCCGUGGAGGAUCCUCUAGUUAUCUUGGCUGGUCUUUAAUAACUUGGGAUACGUUUCAUUUAUCUUGUGUUCAUUUAUCUCUCUACAUACUAAGUAUUUCGUACGAAUCCACUCCGCGUGCUGAUAACGGCGUUAUCUCGCGACGUCUCUGAUCGCCGUGUUCUGCGUCGUCAGGCCGCGGCUUUAUCCGCGACGAUGCGCGAGUGCUCUCUUAGGCCCAUUGUAAGAUACAUUGUAUAUACAUCGCUCAAUACUGUGUAUUAACGAGAAACCGCAUAUAAAGCACGCUGAGUAAACAUCGAA